GCUAGUGGCAGGCUGGCGGUGUAGAGAACGUCAAGCGAGCUGCGAAACUUCGCAAACUUCAACAAGGGACUUAAAACAACUCGAGCAACUCGCCAGAAUAGACCUCUUCAAUCAUGAUUUGAAUGCCAUAUUGCGAUCAUCAGUGCGACACAUUUAAUUAUCUGAGGAAUCUGAUACUGAAUAGUAAUAAUAUACGUUUAUAUUCAUAUAAAGUAUAUUAUUAAGGAGUGAAAGAUUCUAAAAUGCGGCUUACAGCAUUGCUUUGUGGCACUUUGAUGCUAGCCUUGGUUCGCUGGACUAAAGGUGCAGUGGGGAGCACUGAAUGCUCUUGUGGCCGAAAUCACUUUACCUGCGCAGUAAGUGCCUUCGGAGAGUGCACUUGCAUUCCAGCUCAGUGGCAGUGCGAUGGCGAUAAUGACUGCGGGGACCACAGUGAUGAGGAUGGCUGCAUGCUCCCUACAUGCUCUCCAUUGGAUUUCCACUGUGACAAUGGCAAAUGUAUUCGGCGAUCAUGGGUAUGUGAUGGUGACAAUGACUGUGAGGAUGACUCGGAUGAGCAGGACUGUCCACCACGAGAAUGUGAAGAAGAUGAGUUCCACUGCCAGAAUGGGUAUUGCAUCAGAAGUUUGUGGCACUGCGAUGGAGACAAUGAUUGUGGGGACAACAGUGAUGAACAGUGUGAUAUGAGAAAAUGCUCAGAUAAGGAAUUUCGGUGUACAGACGGCAGCUGCAUUGCAGAGCAUUGGUAUUGUGAUGGAGAUACUGACUGUAAAGAUGGAUCAGAUGAAGACAGCUGUCCCUCUGACGUGCCAAUGACCACAUGCAGUGUAGAGGAGUUCCAGUGUGCCUAUGGUCGAUGCAUCUUGGAUAUUUACCACUGCGAUGGGGAUGAUGACUGUGGAGACUGGUCUGAUGAAUCAGAUUGCUCAUCUCACCAGCCUUGCAGAUCUGGGGAAUUUAUGUGUAGCAGUGGCCUGUGUAUCAAUGCUGGCUGGCGAUGUGAUGGGGACUUUGACUGUGAUGACCAAUCAGAUGAAAAAAACUGCACCACCUCCAUGUGCACCGCUGACCAGUUUCGCUGCAAGUCUGGACGCUGUGUGCGCUUGUCAUGGAGAUGUGAUGGAGAGGAUGACUGUUCUGAUAACAGUGACGAAGAAGGCUGUGAGAAGACAGAUUCUCCACAGUGUGCUCCUGAUCAAUUUCUUUGUGCAAAUGGUCGCUGUAUUGGUCAAAGAAAGGUCUGCAAUGAAAUCAGUGACUGUGGUGACGGGAGUGAUGAAAGUCCAUACCAGAACUGUCGUCCUAGAUCCAGCGAGGAAAACUGUAAUAUAAAUAAUGGAGGCUGUGCACAGAAAUGUCAGAUGGCACGAGGACUUGUGCAGUGUACCUGCCAUACAGGAUACCGUCUGAUGGAAGAUGGCAAAUCAUGUCAAGAUGUGGAUGAGUGUGCCGAGGAAGGUUACUGCAGCCAGGGCUGCACUAACACAGAAGGAGGAUUCCAGUGCUGGUGUGUGCAGGGCUAUGAAUUGAGACCAGACAAACGGAGCUGCAAAGCACUAGGACCUGAACCAGUCCUGCUUUUUGCCAACCGCAUUGACAUCAGACAAGUUCUUCCUCAUCGGUCUGAGUAUACUCUUUUGCUCAACAACCUGGAGAAUGCCAUCGCUCUUGACUUUCAUCAUAGCAAAGAACUCGUCUUCUGGUCAGACGUCACCCUAGACAGAAUAAUGAAAGCUAAUUUGAAUGGGAGCAAUGUAGAGGAGGUUGUUUCCACAGGCCUGGAGAGCCCAGGUGGUUUGGCUAUAGACUGGAUCCAUGACAAGUUGUACUGGACUGAUUCUGGCACAUCACGAAUUGAAGUAUCCAAUUUAGAUGGCACCCACAGAAAGGUCCUUCUUUGGCAAAAUAUGGAGAAGCCACGAGCAAUAGCACUUCAUCCUUUGGAAGGGAAGAUCUACUGGACUGACUGGGGCAACACUCCUCGGAUUGAAUAUGCAAACAUGGAUGGAUCCAAUCGAAGGAUUAUAGCUGACACUCAUUUAUUUUGGCCCAAUGGGCUUACCAUAGAUUAUGCUGGGCGCAGGAUUUACUGGGUGGAUGCUAAACACCAUGUGAUUGAACGAGCCGACUUAGAUGGAAAAAACAGGAAAGCUGUCAUCAGCCAAGGGUUACCUCACCCAUUUGCUAUCACAGUGUUUGAAGACAGCUUGUAUUGGACAGACUGGCACACAAAAAGCAUCAACAGUGCCAACAAAUUCACAGGCAAGAACCAGGAGAUAAUCCGCAACAAGCUACAUUUCCCAAUGGACAUCCAUACUCUGCACCCACAACGGCAGCCAGCAGUAGGUCGCAACCGCUGUGGCAGCAAUAAUGGUGGCUGCAGCCACCUUUGCUUACCCAGCAACAAGACAUUCACAUGCGCCUGUCCCACUGGCUUCAAGAGGCUUGACAGCUUCAGAUGUGCCCAGAGUCUUGACAAGUUCCUGCUUUUUGCCCGAAGGACGGACAUCCGUCGGAUCAGCUUUGACACUGAGGACAAGUCAGAUGAUGUCAUUCCACUGUCUGAAGUGCGCAGUGCGGUGGCCCUGGACUGGGAUUCUAAGGACGAAUAUAUCUACUGGACAGAUGUCACCACUGACUCUAUUAAUAGAGCUAAAUGGGAUGGUUCAAGACAGCAGACUAUUGUGGACACCAACCUUGAGAGCCCAGCUGGACUUGCUAUAGACUGGGUGACCAGUAAACUUUACUGGACCGACGCAGGUACUGACAGGAUUGAAGUUUCCAAUGGUGAUGGCAGCAUGAGGACGGUUCUCAUUUGGGAAAACCUGGACAGGCCCAGGGAUAUCGUAGUGGAUCCCAUCGGAGGUUACAUGUACUGGACAGACUGGGGAGUUAGCCCAAAAAUUGAACGAGCAGGAAUGGACGCAUCAAACCGGAUUGUGAUCAUCUCUUAUAAUCUAACUUGGCCAAAUGGACUGGCUAUCGACUAUGAGACUAAGAGACUUUAUUGGGCUGAUGCUGGCAUGAAAACAAUUGAGUAUGCCAACUUAGAUGGUACUGAUAGACAGGUUUUGAUUGGAAGUCAGCUACCUCAUCCUUUCGGAUUGACCUUACAUGAGGAUAAAAUCUACUGGACAGACUGGCAGUCAAAGAGCAUCCAGAGUGCAAGCAAAUUAACAGGUCUGGGAAGAGUGACAUUGAGAGAGAACUUGGAAAACCUCAUGGACAUCCAUAUGUUUCACCGACAAAGACCACCAGUUAAUUCGCCUUGCAAUGUGAAUAAUGGAGGCUGUAGUCACUUAUGCCUGCUGGCUCCACUGCCCAAGGGUUCAAGCUGUGCCUGUCCAACAGGAAUCAAUCUCCAGUCUGAUGGCAAAACCUGUGCAUCAGGCAUGAGCAGUUUCCUGAUUUUUGCCAGAAGAACUGAUAUUCGUAUGGUUUCCUUGGACAUCCCAUAUUUUGCUGAUGUAGUUCUUUCAGUCAAUGGUUCAAUGAAGAAUACAAUUGCCAUUGGUGUGGAUCCAAAGGAAGGGAAAGUUUACUGGUCAGACAGCACUUUAAAAAAAGUCAGCAGAGCUAACUUGAAUGGCACAGAAUAUGAAGACAUCAUCACAAAUGGUUUACUGACAACAGACGGCCUUGCAGUGGAUGCUGUUGGCCGUAAAAUUUAUUGGACAGACACAGGGACCAAUCGGAUUGAAGUUGCUAAUUUGGAUGGCUCAAUGCGAAAAGUUCUUAUUUGGCAAAAUCUGGACAGUCCAAGAGCUAUUGCCCUGUACCAUGAAAUGGGGUACAUGUACUGGACAGACUGGGGGGAACAUGCAAAACUUGAACGUUCAGGAAUGGAUGGUUCUGAGCGAAUAGUCCUCAUCAGUCAGAACUUGGGCUGGCCCAAUGGACUUGCCAUCGACAAGGCAGGAUCUCAGCUGCUUUGGGCUGAUGCUCACACUGAGCGCAUCGAAGCCGCAGACCUGAAUGGUGCCAACCGUAGAACUUUGGUCUCUCCAGUGCAGCACCCAUAUGGACUGACACUGCUUGGGCCACAUAUUUACUGGACAGACUGGCAGACACGCAGUAUACAGCGGGCAGACAAGAACACAGGCAGUGGCACCAUUACUAUUCGAGGUAACCUGCCCAGCCUUAUGGAUAUACAAGCUGUGGACAGAGACAGACCCUUAGGUUUUAAUAAAUGCGGUGUGAAAAAUGGGGGAUGUAGUCACUUGUGCCUACCCAACCCCAAUGGGAUAUCAUGUGCCUGCCCUACGGGAAUCCAGCUGAAGAGUGACGGGAAGACCUGUGACGAUUCUCCAGAGACAUAUCUUCUUUUCUCCAGUCGAGGCAGCAUUCGCAGGAUAUCUCUGGACACAAAUGACUAUACUGAUGUUUAUGUCCCAGUGCCCGAGCUUAACAAUGUUAUAUCUCUGGAUUAUGACAGUGUCGAUGGGAAGGUCUAUUACACAGAUGUACAUCUUGAUGUCAUCAGGCGUGCCAAUUUGAAUGGGAGCAACAUGGAGACGGUGAUUGGCCAAGGCCUUAAAACAACAGAUGGACUGGCAGUAGACUGGGUGGCAAGAAACUUAUACUGGACAGACACUGGCAGAAACACCAUUGAAGUGGCACGACUCGAUGGCUCAUGCCGUAAAGUCCUCAUUAACAACAGCCUGGAUGAACCUAGAGCUAUUGCUGUCUUUCCAAGAAAGGGGUUUCUCUUCUGGACAGACUGGGGACAUAUUGCUAAAAUAGAGAGAGCUCAUCUAGAUGGUUCAGACCGCAAAGUUCUGAUCAACACUGAUCUUGGGUGGCCAAAUGGACUGACUCUGGAUUAUGACACCAGAAGGAUCUACUGGGUGGAUGCACAUCUAGAUCGCAUUGAGAGCUCAGACCUGAGUGGGAAACUACGUCAAAUCCUGGUCAGUCCAGUGUCUCACCCGUUUGCCCUGACACAGCAAGACCGGUGGAUUUAUUGGACAGACUGGCAAACGAAAUCCAUUCAAAGGGUGGACAAAUAUACUGGGAGGAGCAAAGAGACCAUCCUUGCCAACGUUGAAGGCCUAAUGGAUAUCAUUGUGGUUUCACCUCAAAGGCAGACUGGCACCAAUCCCUGUGGAUUUAACAAUGGCGGCUGUACUCACCUGUGCUUUGCAAGAGCUACAGAUUUUGUUUGUGCUUGUCCAGAUGAAAGUGACGGAAAACCAUGCUCCAAGUUUCCAGGUUUUGUUCCCCCAGCUGCAGACACCACCACCAUCACCAGCACAACACAACAAGAUAAAUCUCACAGGCUUCCAGGCAUUCCUACAGAGAAGCCCAAGGCACCAGUGCACUCCCCAGAAGGAAACUGCACUAUGAGAGAUUUGAGCCUUGGACUCUGCAAUGAUGAGCGCAGUGAAGUUGUAGUUGCAUCAAACGGAGGCCUUCACAUCAGUUACAUCAUUAGAGGUGUCCUCACUGUGCUUGCAAUCCUCAUUCUCAUUGCAGCUUUCAUCAUAUACAGACGUAAAAAGUUCAAGUUUGCUGACCCUGGAGUGAGUAAUCUUACAUACAGCAAUCCUUCUUACCGCACCUCAACGCAAGAAGUGAAAAUAGAAACGGUGCAGAAGUCACCAAUAUACAAUCAGCUACGAUAUAAGAAGGAGACUGGCGGUGACAAUAGCUACACAAAGGAAAAAAUCAAGAUUGUAGAAGGGAUUUGUCUUCUGAACAAUGAUGAUCUGUAUUGGGAGGACCUGAAACAGAUCAAACCAUCCCGGGGAGGGAUUUUACGGGACCAUGUCUGCAUGAAGACGGACACUGUGUCACUGCAGGCUAGCAGCUGCUCGCUGGACGACACGGAGACAGAACAGUUGCUACAGGAGGAGCAGCAGUCGGAGUGCAGCAGCGUCCACACCGCCACGGCCAACGGCACCCCUGAGCAUCACAGUGCAUUGCCCGACACCGGCUGGGAUCUGCAGCGCAAACUUUCUACGGAAAGCGAGGUGUGACUUCUGUGUCCCAAGCCGUCAGGAGCCUCCUUUUCCUUUUCAUUCUGGUUGUACAUCAUCAUGACAAACCACCCUAGCCGAGUUAUUUAAUUCAGUGACUACUGUCUCAGAAAAGGUACAAAAACCUGAGAGUUCUGGCUGAGAGUGGGUGUGGAGAACAAGAAAAAAGAAAGAAAGAAAGACUAAAUAAAGACACCAUGUGGUACAUUGGGAACUUGCUCAAGUAACAAUAUUGGACUGUUGUGGUUUGUACUUUUGAUUUUAAUGGGGGGAGGGAGCUGAUUAGAUACGUCGGAUACACCAUCCCUAAUAUGUCAGUCAGUUUUUCUAUUUUAUUUAUAAUUUUUACAUUGAUGCUUUGCCACAAAGUAUGACGAAAGCCACAUAAAUAAGAUUUUGUAAAAAAAAAUUACAUUUAAAAGGGCAGACAACAAUAAAAAGUGUUUGUGUGUGUGUGUGCUGUAUGUACGUUUUAUACUCGCCUGUGCUGGAGGCCUGGGCAGACCUCACGCCGUGAUGUUUCCUUUAAGGGCGUCUUCUGUUCCGCGCUCGUGUUGUAACUACAUACCAAUGCCAUGAACGGCAACCUAAUUUAAUUACACAACAUUAAAUGAGCAUUUCUGUGCAGUCAAAAGGCACCGUGGCCUGUAAACGAAUGUACUUCUUUGAACAGAGUGGGCUGCUGAUUACUGGGCAUCUUUAAAGCAAACUAUUCUUGGAAAGAUUGUUGAAAAGCUCACCACAGCGUGUUAACCAAGGCUGGCAGAAGUAUCAUUCUUGUACCCAAGUGGGCUAUUUUUGAUUCUUUUAUUUUUGUCAAAGUUGCAAUUUCUUGUGAUAAUUGUUCCAAGUUUUUUGGAACUAAAUUUUUAAAUUUAAAAAAGCCAAUGUGUAUAAAUAAGAUAAAGAAAGAAAGAAAGUAUUUUGAUGUCGAUUACCCCUGAAAGUGAAACGCAUCUGCAGUGAGUUCUUGGGAGAGGUGCUGUUUUUAAUGUGGUGGGGCGGUUUAGAGGAAGCGUUGGUGCUGACGGUCGGCAAAGCUUUCUGUCUUGUGGUCUCUACGUACAGUAGCCAUGUUGUAGUGUUAAACUGGGUGGCGAGUUACUAACAAGGGGUCUCUGGCAGAACCACAGCCAUCGGCACUGAUAAGGCACUCUCCCAGUUUCCACCUCUGUCCGUAAGACCGAAUGGCUGGGACACAGCGCUAUAGUGAGCCCCUUACCACUUCCCAGGAGGGCUUCAGGUUGUCAUUACAAAAUAUACAUGAGAUGUUAUUUGCAAUUUUCAAUGAAUGGCUUUCUCAUUCUUAGUGUUAACUGACUCUGAGUGAACUUGUAUGCCUGGUCUAACACGCUGGCCGAGGAGUUCCUUUCAAGGCUUGUAUUUUAAGGGGGUUUACAGGUGGUGUUCUUUUCUUUAUUUAAUUUGGAAUUUUUAGUCAUUGCGUACAGAUGUAAUUGAUAUGUGCAUAGUGUCACUUUAUUAUCUAAAUUAGAAAUUAUUUAAAACGCUAAAUUGGCGGAAAGUUGCCGGUUAUAGAACACGUCGUUUUCCAAGGUUGGUUUCGGCCUUCCAUCCACUGUUCCUGAAACACAGUCCAGGGAGAACCUGCGGCGAAUGAACGGCUGACCAAGCAGAUCUUCUUAAAUACGCCUUAGAGCCCAAGAGUAGAACAGAAAGAAAUCACAGCAGCUCCUCUGAUGAGGAAACGAAGGGCACAGCUCCAGCUGGGCUACUCUACACAUUUGUCUGUUUGACAAGAAAGAGACGUUUCUAAUAGCAGGUUCAUAAAAACACAGGCGAGGUUACCGUUGUGGGCUCCCCAAGCAGACAGAUGUUUAUCAAUACUCCUUAAAUGUCAAAUGUCUCUGGAACAAAAAAAGCCGAUUGUGUUGGUAGUGGGAAGCUUUGGCACACGGCAAACAAACAACUACCCACUUUUCUUGUACUGUUUCUCUUAACACAGACGUACUUAAGCAUUGCGUGUUUUUACUCCUCGGAGUAUCAAUGACCUUUAAGCGGAUGCGCCUGUUUUCUUAAUCUGUUUUAGCAAAUGUGAACAGACUGCUGUGUGGCUCUUUCCUGAUAUGGUACACGUGCUGCUCUGCAAUAAAGUCUGCUCCUAAAAUACGUGUUGUUUUAUUAAAAGCCAGUUUACUAAUCAAGUGGCUGUACGGAAUUCAGGUAAAGUGUGUAUAUAUUGAAAAUAUCACGUUAAGCACUGAUGUAUUGUAUAAAAGAAAUCAAAUUUUUGUACUAAGCUGUUUUUUCUCUGUUACGCUUUGAAACUGUUAACUACUCUUUGGAAAACAAAACAAAUGAUGGCUGAAUUUGUCCGAGUUCAUUCAGCGUGUCAGUUCAGUAAAUUUUGCAUGAUAGUAAGGUGGCGUCCAAUUCCAACUGCACCCAAGUAUUGUCAGGAGAGCUGAAGAUUAAAUAUCGUAUUUAUAUUCCUUCUGAUUGAGUGUCUAAGAUGUCAAUACAUACUGUUGAUUUUUUCUAGCCUAUAUUUUCUUAAUAAUUACAAAGUUACAUAAAUCUC
Erpetoichthys calabaricus (reedfish) is the source of this 8520-nucleotide messenger RNA. RefSeq names its product low density lipoprotein receptor-related protein 4 (gene lrp4). Gene Ontology annotation, molecular function: protein binding; calcium ion binding. Lineage: Eukaryota; Metazoa; Chordata; Cladistia; Polypteriformes; Polypteridae. The coding region runs from base 243 to 5978 and encodes 1911 amino acids. The record is from RefSeq and is a predicted model, not a curated record. The transcript is spliced from 38 exons.